This is a messenger RNA of Lathyrus oleraceus (garden pea), 841 nucleotides long. RefSeq names its product FCS-Like Zinc finger 15. The record is from RefSeq and is a predicted model, not a curated record. The coding region runs from base 158 to 583 and encodes 141 amino acids. NCBI's taxonomy places the organism in Eukaryota, Viridiplantae, Streptophyta, Magnoliopsida, Fabales, Fabaceae. The transcript is spliced from 2 exons.
AUCACACCACACACACUUUUUUCUCUUCUUCUUUUCAUUUCUAUCUUCUCUCAAUAUUUGUACUAUCUUCUCCAUAAAUUCCUCUUCAUCAAAACUAUACACUUUCCAUUCACUAGCAAGUAGAAACCACCAAAACAAUAUACAACAACAACAAAAAAUGGUGGGUUUGAGUGUAGUAUUAGAAUCUCAAAAAGGUGGUAUAAUAAGCAAGAACAACAAGAAAACUCCCCAAGUUAUUAACAAAGCAAUGAUGCUUAAUAGCUUCCAUAAACAAUCUCCUUUUCAUCAUGAAUCUCAUUUUCAGGAACAACAACAUACAACGUUUCUGAAACUAUGUUUUCUCUGCAGGAAAAGGUUGUUACCAGGAAAAGACAUCUACAUGUACAAAGGCGAUAGAGCUUUCUGUAGCGUGGAAUGUAGAUGCAAGCAGAUUUUCAUGGAUGAGGAAGAAAGUAACAAUAUUCAGAGUGAGAACUAUUAUUUUGCUGCAAUCUCCUCAUCUUCAUCUUCAUCUUCUUCAUCUUCAGAAGCUUCUUAUCAUAAAAAAGAAAAAAGAAACCAAAAUGGUGGUAAUAUUUAUUGAUACAUGAAUGAAGAAAGAAAAAGUAGAUUAGAGUUAGAGAGUAGAGUGAAAAUAUUGUGAGACAAAAAAUGGAUGAUUUUUUUUUUGUUUUGAAAUAGUUAUGUUCCGAUUUUACCCUGGUUAAUGUUGUGAUAAGUUCAAAGUGUUUUGUCCUUUUCCUUGUAUGAAGCUGAAACAACGUCCUUUCUACUUUUUAUUUUAUUUUAUUAUGGGCUCCAUUCUCUAACCUCUUUGGUUAUAUAGUGUGCUUUUUGGUUA